Poecile atricapillus (Black-capped chickadee) is the source of this 1797-nucleotide messenger RNA. It is a transcript of the gene NCAPH2, whose product is annotated as non-SMC condensin II complex subunit H2. Gene Ontology annotation, biological process: mitotic sister chromatid separation; meiotic chromosome condensation. Gene Ontology annotation, cellular component: nucleus; condensin complex. NCBI's taxonomy places the organism in Eukaryota, Metazoa, Chordata, Aves, Passeriformes, Paridae. The transcript has 21 exons. Gene Ontology annotation, molecular function: chromatin binding. The coding region runs from base 14 to 1768 and encodes 584 amino acids. The record is from RefSeq and is a predicted model, not a curated record.
GAGUGAUCCCAGCAUGGAAGAGGUGGAUUCCCGUUUCCUGCACCUGCUGCAGCCCAUCCGGGACCUCACCCAGAACUGGGAGGUGGACGUGGCGGCGCAGCUCGGGGAGUACCUGGAGGAGCUGGAUCACAUCUGCAUUUCCUUCGACAACGGCAAAACCACCAUGAACUUCAUGGAGGCGGCGCUGCUGAUCCAGGGAUCCGCCUGCAUCUACAGCAGGAAGGUGGAAUAUCUCUACAUGCUGGUCUGCCAGACACUGGAUGGCAUCUCCAACAAAAGGAGGGAGAAGCUCCCCACUUCCCUGGGCCCCGACGGCCGCGAUGCCGACGCCACCUUCGGGAACAAGGAGCAGGAGUUCCUGUCCCUGGAUGACAUCCCCAGGAGCAGCCAGGACAGCGUCAACAUGAGGAGGAGUCAGCAGCUGCCUGCCACCAACAUCGUUCCCCUGACCCCGAUGUCCCUGGUGGCUCCGGAAGAGACGGAGAAGAAGGAAAAUCCCCUGCUGAGCCGGAGGGGCGAGGUGCUGGCGAGCCGCCGGGAUUUCCGCAUGAACACCUCCACCCUGCACGCUUCCGGAACCUUCCUGCUGGAGCUGGCCCGCCUGUCCCCGAGCCACCUGGGGACAGACACAGGGCCAGCGGGACCCGGCCUCCAGCAGCAACUGAGCGCCACCGUGUCACCUGUGAGGGCACUGAGCUUCUCCCAGGAGCCAGGUGCUGCGGGAUCUGACGAUGACGACGCUCCCGAGGCCCCGGGAGGUGACAUGGAAGUGACUCCGGUCCCCACCGAGCACAUCGAGGCUCAGAGGAGCUCUCCCCGGAUCCGGGGCUGUGUCCUGAGGGAGAGAUUCCCCAGCCGGGACCCCAAAACACACAGCCAGGAGGAGCCGAGCCCCUGGCAGAGCCUGGAUCCCUUCGGAGACUCCGAGGAGAAACCCUUCAGGAAAGGGAGGCCGUUCCUGCUGCCCCAGGGCCUGGAGGCCCCGGUGGGGGGCAAGAGGAAGAGGAGGGCCCUGAGGAAGCUGCAGGAUUUCAGCCGCUGGUUCUCCGCAGUCUACAGCAGCGUCCCCCCGGGCAGGAGGGGCAGGAGGAGGGGUCCCACCUUCGCAGACCUGGAGGUGCUCUACUGGCGGCACUUCAAGGAGAGGAUGAUGAUGCACAGGAAGCUCCGGGGCCGGGGGGAGCCGCAGCAGGAGCUGGAGCAGGAACGGGAACGGGAGCGCGGGGCCGACGGGGCCCAUAGGGGGGUCCCAGGUGAGGAUUUUGGGGCGCUGGAGGACGAGCACCCCGAGGAGCCGGAGGAGCCGGGGGAAGGAGCCCUGGAGCCCCCCGAGCCCGGAUACGAGGAGCUGGUGCGCAGGAACGUGGAGCUGUUCAUGGCCAGCUCUCAGAAGUUCGCUCAGGAGUCGGAGCUGUCCCAGCGGAUCCGGCUGUGGGAGGAGCGCGUGGAGCCGCUGCUGCAGGAGCAGGAGAGCCGUGUCCCGUUCGAUGUCCGAGCCUAUGGCCUGGCACUGACCGCUCGGUGUCCGUGCCCCGGCCGCUGGCACUCUCUGGCCAGCCUGGUGGCCGGGCAGCCGCCGUUCGAGGUGUGCCGGUACCUGCUGGCCUCUCUGCAGCUGGCCAACGACGCCGAGGUGGAGCUGGCUCAGGACGCGGGGCUGGAGGCGGCGCUGGACACGGCGCGGCUGCGGCCGCUCUCGGCCCGCCCGGCCCACGAGCGCUUCCAGAACUUUCUGCUGCCUUCCCAGAGCCAGCCCAGCCCCCAGUGACAGCCCCCUCCCCAAAUAAACACCCCCCA